Porites lobata is the source of this 1853-nucleotide messenger RNA. The record is from the annotation of a GenBank genome assembly. NCBI's taxonomy places the organism in Eukaryota, Metazoa, Cnidaria, Anthozoa, Scleractinia, Poritidae.
AUGAAGCCUUCCCUGUCCAUAAUGCAUGGGUUAAGGCUUACAAUUGGACGUGUCAGUUAAUAAAGUCAGGUUUGUUGAAAAUAAUCUCAGUAAAAUUAAAUUUACAAUUUAACACAUCAAGAUACCGAAAUGAUUGAAUAAUAAAUUAAUAUAUAGUUAUCAAGGUUGUGCUCUAAGAAAAAGCUGAAGGGAUUCAUCCUCUGAACCUGUGAAAUGCAGGAUAAAAAGUAAGAUUUUCUAGUCACCUAGGAACACGAGGGGACACGCAGUGGUGAGUGCGCUUGCCUCCCACCAGUGUGGCCUGGGUUCAAAUCCCGGUGUCAAUGCUAUAUUUGGGUUGAGUUUGUGGUUGGUUCUCUCCCUUGCUCCGAGAGGUUUUUCUCCAGGUACUCCGGUUUUCCCCCUCUCCUCAAAAACCAGCAUCUCCAAAUUCCAAUUCGACCAGGAAUCAGGUAGACGAAGAACCACUAUGUGGAUGUGCUACCUGCAAAUCAUUAUUUAUUUUAUUUUAUUUUAUUUUAUUUGUUAAUGAGAAAGAAAUGCAAUCUCAAACCUGACUGCAAAAUGUCUACAGAUUAUGUCACAUUUGUUAGAACUUAAUAUUUUAGUUAAUAUGACCCUAAACAAUUGAAUAUAAUUUCAUUAUCAGGUAAUAUGGGGUGGUCGUUGGCAAGAUGAGGGUGCUGCCUCCACUGGUGAAGAAGUGGAGCAGAUAAACUCUCAUAUGUCAUGAUGUGGAAACACAACUAAGUACAUGUUUCCUGAAAAGUAAGUGUUUUGCCACCCAUGGUUUAUUAUUUGGGAAUUCAACCAACCCAGACAGGCAGAAGUUUAAAAAAUGAAUUGGAUAGUUUCACACUUCUUCACAAUUUUCUCACCUGGCACAAUUUGUCAAAUGUUUUAAGGUUCAUGUUGCAUGUACUCAUUUUACUUAUUGAUUUUAUAUGAUACAAUGUACAAGUCUGUGCGAGGAAUUUGUUCUGGUUUUAUACGGGGAAAUGAUUGAAAUAAUGUUCAUUUUUCUAUUCUUUCAAUUUGGUUAGUACUUAUUUGGGUAAUCGCAGAUGAAUGGAAAAUUUAGCUGAAAGGGAUACCUUUCUUUAAGCGACUUGUUUGUCUUUUUUUUUUUAACUUUUGUUUCUUUGUUGGUAAUUUUUCAUAUCAAACGCAGAUUCAUCCAAGCAACGAACACGCCUCCGCAGUAAAACUACUGCUGAGAAGGCAAAACUAACUUCCCGUGUACAGAGGUACAAUGAAAAAAGACAGUGUGCAUGUGAUGAGCAUGCUUUGACAUCUACUCAGUGUACUUUGUCCGAGAUAAUGAACGGAAACUUCCCCUGGGGAUAUAAUGAAGGUGAAUCUAUUGUUCUGUCAUAGCAUUUUUUUUUUCAGUCCAGUCAAGUUGAUGUCCAAUUUAUAGCGCAAACCUUUACCGCUUAGAGUAAAAUUAGAUGAAAAAGAGAAUUUACGAACUCCACUUACAGUAUUCCUAUCGCUGUCCACGGCUGCUUCUUACUCACCUGUAACUAACAGGUGAUUGUGGAAUCCUGUGUUACAUUACUUCUGUUCACUCUGUUUAAUGUUGCUACGCCGUGCUGACGAGGCCCAAAAAGGCCAAAACAGCAAAACGUCACAUCAUCCUUAUAAAUUAUAGGUUUCCUUUUCUCAUUUCUUUGUAAUAAUAGACAUGGUAAAUGGCAUUUGCAAGUUUUUGUUUGGAAUUUGUCACCUUUAUUUUAGAUACACCAAUCCGAAUAAAAAUAAUGAUCGUCGAAAAGCAUGAGAUCAUGAAGAGGUGGGAAGAGGAAGUCUCGCUUCUCAAGAAGGAGAUGGUUAACUUCAUUUCGUGGUAA